UUUUAGAAAAAUGCUCAAGAUAAACCUAAUUAAAAAUAACUUAAUUCUACUCUGUCUACUAAUCCCUUUAAAUGGACAAAUAUUAAAUUCAACAAAUUCAACAAUAAAUAACCAACAAAAUAGAUCAUUAACAACACCAAUUUGGAGCUUAACAGGAAGGGAAGACCAUCACGAAAUUUUGGAUGAAUUGUUAAAAAAUUAUGAUCUUUCUAGGAUUAGGCCGCCAGUAGAGUUGGAUUCGAAUGAAACUGGUGAGAGAAAUUAUUUUAAUUUCUUAAAAAUAAUUUGGGAAUUUUUGAUAAAAGAUUGUCCUAUUCCAACGAAAUUAGGAAGUCUAAUAAAGUUACGAAAUUAUCGAAAUUAUUGCGAAAUACACGAAAUUACACGAAAUAAAAGUCUUCUUUAA
Messenger RNA from Meloidogyne enterolobii, 406 nucleotides. NCBI's taxonomy places the organism in Eukaryota, Metazoa, Nematoda, Chromadorea, Rhabditida, Meloidogynidae. The record is from the annotation of a GenBank genome assembly.